AUGGCUAGUCGACUAUGGCUUGCUCACUUUCUCUGCUCCCUUUUGUUUCACUUGCAUUUCCGAGCUGCUUCUUCUUCACCUUUUUCUUUCAAUUCCUCCUCUCCAGCCAUGCCGUGUCAACAUGACCAGAGUCUUGCCUUGCUCCAAUUCAAAAAAACCUUUUCCAUUAGAAGUAAUGCCUCUCCCUGGGAUUUCCCUUACCCCAAGCCUUAUCCAAAGACAGGGUCUUGGAAAGAGGACACGGAUUGCUGCUGGUGGGAUGGGGUCACUUGCGACAUAGAAACGGGUAAUGUAAUUGGCCUUAACCUUUCUUCUAGCUUGCUCUAUGGUACCAUUCAUUCUAAUAAUACUCUUUUCUUCCUUCCUCAUCUCCAAAAGCUUGACCUCUCUAACAAUCAUUUCAACCACUCUCAAAUUGUACCUCAGUUUGGCCAGUUUUUGAAUUUAUCAUAUCUUAACCUAAACUACUCUGUUUUUGAGGGCCGAAUUCCACUAGAAAUUUCUUAUCUGUCUGGUUUGGUUUCGCUUGAUCUUUCAAGGAAUUAUGAUUUGAUACUCAAAGCCACUGUUUUUAACGAAAUUGUUCAAAACCUAACCCAGUUACAGGAAUUGGACCUAAGUGAUGUAAACCUGUCUUCGGUUGCAACUAGUUCCUUGAUGAAUUUGUCUUCUUCUAUAUCAUCACUUGCACUCUCCUCUUGUGAAUUGCAAGGGAAAUUCCCAGACAACAUAAUUCGACGGCCAAACCUCCAAUUGCUCGAUUUAUCGGGCAAUGAAGAUCUCACUGGUUCCCUACCUAGGCAUAAUUGGAAUAACUCCUUCCGUUCCUUGUCUCUUUCUGCGACAAAAAUUCCAAUAUAUUUAGACCAACUUGGAAGCCUUAAACAACUCCUUUUAUUGGACCUUUCUUACAACAAUUUUAGUGGUGAGAUUCCCUACUCAUUUGAAAGCCUUAAACAGCUUGAAACUUUGGACCUCCGCAUCAACAAUCUCAGUGGUCAAAUUCCAUCCUCACUUGGAAGCCUUGAGGAACUCUAUUCAUUGGACCUCUCCUAUAACAAUUUUCAUGGUGAGAUUCCCUCCUCAUUUGGAAACCUUAAACAGCUUCAUACUUUGAACCUCCGCAUCAACAAUCUCAGUGGUCAAAUUCCAUCCUCACUUGGAAACCUUGGGAAACUCUAUUCAUUGGACCUCUCCUAUAACAAUUUUAAUGGUGAGAUUCCCUCCUCAUUUGGAAACCUUGGGGAACUCUAUUCAUUGGACCUCUCUUCUAACAAUUUUAAUGGUGAGAUUCCCUCCUCAUUUGGAAACCUUAAACAGCUUCAUACUUUGAACCUUUGCAACAACAAUCUCAGUGGUCAAAUUCCAUCCUCACUUGGAAACCUUGGGGAACUCUAUUCAUUGGACCUCUCUUCUAACAAUUUUAAUGGUGAGAUUCCCUCCUCAUUUGAAAGCCUUAAACAUUUUCUACUUUUGGACCUCGGCAACAACAGUCUCAGUGGUCCCAUCACUCAAGGAAGCAGGCUUUCAAGUUUAGUAUACCUCGAUUUAUCCAACAACUUGUUACAUGGCCGAAUUCCAAGUUCAAUUUUCAAACUUGUGAACUUGAGCGUUCUUAUUCUUUCAUCCAACAAAUUGAUAGGAGAAGUCUCUUCUGCAGUUUGCGAGUUAAAUUCUCUUCAAAUUCUUGACCUGUCAAACAAUAGUUUGAACGGCUCCAUGCCACAAUGUUUGGGAAAUUUCAGCAACAAUCUUUCAGUAUUGCACUUGGGCAUGAACAAAUUCCAUGGAACCAUCCUUGAAACGUUUUCUAUAGGCAGCAACUUGAGAUAUUUGAACUUCAAUGGUAACCAAUUGCAAGGUAGAAUCCCACCUUCCAUCUCCAAUUGUAUAAAUUUGGAAAUUUUAGAUCUCGGAAAUAAUAAUAUAGAUGACACAUUCCCCCAUUUUCUGGAAACACUUUCGAAGCUACAAAUUCUAAUUCUAAAAUCCAAUAGAUUUCAUGGUUUGGUGAAAGGGACCUCUGCCAAUUAUUCAUUCUCAAAGCUGCGAAUUUUUGACCUCUCCAACAACACGUUUAGCGGACCUUUACCUGCGGAGUAUUUCAAUAAUUUCAAGGCAAUGAUGAUCUUUAAUCUGAAUAUGAAAUACAUGGGGGCACCAAAUUAUUCCUCUUAUGAUUAUUCUGUGAGUCUGACUCUCAAAGGCUUAGAGAUUGAGUUGGUGAAAAUCCAAACACUUCUUACAUCCAUUGAUUUGUCGGGCAAUAAAUUCACAGGGGAGAUCCCACAGUCAAUUGGAAAACUUAAAUCACUUAAGUUGCUCAACCUGUCUCACAAUCAACUCACAGGCAAUAUUCAACCAUCAUUGGGGAAUUUGAGCAAUUUGGAAUCAUUAGACCUCUCUUCAAAUCUUCUUGUUGGAAGGAUUCCAAUGCAAUUGACAUAUUUGACAUUUUUGGAAGUGUUUCGGGUUUCACAUAAUCAACUUGAAGGACUUAUACCCGAAGGAAAGCAGUUCAACACAUUUGAUAACACUUCAUAUGAAGGGAAUUUGGGAUUGUGUGGAUUUCCGCUAGAAAAAUGUGACAAUGGGGAGAGGCAACAACCAACAUCAUCAAAAGAAAUUGAUUCCAAGUCUAAAAAUGGAUUUGGAUGGAAAGCUGUAUUGGCAGGGUAUGGAUGUGGAGUAAUAUUUGGAGUUGUAAUGGGAUAUGUUGUGUUUAAAACAAGAAAACCUAUAUGGUUUGUGAGGAUGGUUGAAGUGCAGAAAAAUGUAAAGAGAAAAUUGAAGAGA
Molecule: messenger RNA, 2796 nt
Organism: Hevea brasiliensis (rubber tree)
Lineage: Eukaryota; Viridiplantae; Streptophyta; Magnoliopsida; Malpighiales; Euphorbiaceae
Product: receptor-like protein 43
Exons: 4
Molecular function (GO): protein binding
Source: RefSeq, a predicted model, not a curated record